Molecule: messenger RNA, 402 nt
Organism: Cyphellophora attinorum
Lineage: Eukaryota; Fungi; Ascomycota; Eurotiomycetes; Chaetothyriales; Cyphellophoraceae
Product: Vacuolar protein sorting-associated protein 55
Exons: 3
Coding region: 1-402 (133 amino acids)
Biological process (GO): late endosome to vacuole transport via multivesicular body sorting pathway
Cellular component (GO): endosome; Vps55/Vps68 complex
Source: RefSeq, a predicted model, not a curated record
AUGGCGGCAGGUCUGAAGACUAUCAUUGCGCUCUCCUUUCUAAAACCAGCACCAGGUCCUGGCGAUAGCUUCCUGCUCGUCAUUCUAUCCGCAGCCCUCUUUCACAACUACCUCACGCUUCUAGUGGUCGCAACCUAUGUACUUGCGCCUGUGCCAAACUGGAUCUGUGGAAGAUGCGCCAACCCAGAUGACUUCAUGGAGAGCGCUGGCAACGCUGUAAUAGACUUCGGAAGGUUCUGUACGGGCUUCUUGGUGGUAAUGGGCAUCGCAUUGCCCGUGCUCCUCGCACAUACGGAACUGAUACAACUGCCAGCCAUGGUCAUGUCCAUUGUGGGCGGCUUGCUGAUCUACGGCACCAUCAUAAGCUUCUCCCGCUUCUUUCGCGAAGAGCAAGACUUUUGA